Messenger RNA from Homarus americanus (American lobster), 504 nucleotides. RefSeq names its product variable charge X-linked protein 3B-like. The record is from RefSeq and is a predicted model, not a curated record. Bases 1 to 504 code for a protein of 167 amino acids. Lineage: Eukaryota; Metazoa; Arthropoda; Malacostraca; Decapoda; Nephropidae. The transcript has a single exon.
AUGAUCUUAAUGGGUCAAGUUAGUGAGCCGAUGAUCUUAAUGGGCCAAGUUAGUGAGCCGAAGAUCUUAAUGGGUCAAGUUAGUGAGCCGAGGAUCCCAUUAAGUGAGGUUAUUGAGCCGAGAAUCCUAUUGAGUCAAGUUAGUGAGCCGAAAGUCUCACGGAGUCAAGUUAGUGAGCCGAGGAUCCUAGUGAGUCAAGCUAGUCAGCCGAAGAUCUUAGUGAGUCAAUAUAGCGAGCUGAGGAUCUUCCAGAGUCAAGUUAGUGAGUCGAUGAUCUUCCCGAGUCAAGUUAGUGAGCUGAGGAUCUUUCUGAGUCAUGUUAGUGAGCUGAGGAUCUUCUCGAGUCAUGUUAGUGAGCCGAGGAUCUUCCUGGGUCAUGUUAGUGAGCUGAGAUCUUCUCAGAGUCAAGUUAGUGAGCUGAGAUCUCGGGCAUGUCCUAGUGAGCCGAGGAUCUUCCUGGGUCAUGUUAGUGAGCCGAGGAUCCUUCCUGGGUCAUGUUGGUGA